Quercus lobata is the source of this 2901-nucleotide messenger RNA. It is a transcript of the gene FTSH4, whose product is annotated as FTSH protease 4. The transcript has 7 exons. The record is from RefSeq and is a predicted model, not a curated record. Gene Ontology annotation, molecular function: metalloendopeptidase activity; ATP-dependent peptidase activity; ATP hydrolysis activity. Lineage: Eukaryota; Viridiplantae; Streptophyta; Magnoliopsida; Fagales; Fagaceae. Gene Ontology annotation, cellular component: membrane; chloroplast. Bases 190 to 2358 code for a protein of 722 amino acids. Gene Ontology annotation, biological process: proteolysis; protein import into chloroplast stroma.
CUCCACUCUUCCCACAUCGUUCGAUUAAUCCUCUCUCUCUCUCUCUCUCUCUCUCUCUCUCUCUCAUCCCAUCUCAUUCUUUUCUUUCUAACCAAACAGAAAAAAUUACACACCUCAGAGAAACCUCUUUAUAGAGAGAGAGAGAAAAAAAAAAAAAAUAGUAAGACCCUUUUGGUCUCUGAAUAAGAUAUGGCUUGGAGGAGCCUCCUCACUCAGGUUUCAAGGCAUCAAAGGGAGUUGGGACAAUUCAAAAAUUUGUUUGUCAGGUCUUAUAUACCUGUCAAUAAGUUUGGAGGUGGUGUAGGGAAUAGACUUUUAUGUACUCAAGAGAGGUUCCAAUCGAGCUAUGUUGGCAGUUUGGCUCGCAGAGUACGUGAUGUAGAUGAAGCUAGCGAAGUUGCUCAUCUUAAAGAACUUUACCAUCGAAACGAUCCUGAAGCAGUAAUAAGACUAUUUGAAAGUCAACCAUCACUACAUUCUAAUACUACAGCUCUUUCAGAAUAUGUUAAAGCAUUAGUGAAGGUUGACCGGCUGGAUGAAAGCGAGUUACUCAAGACAUUGCAGAGAGGUAGGAAUAGGAGCCGAGGUAUUGUAAACUCAGGGAGGGAAGAAGAAAGUAUCAGUGGCCUUUCUGCUUUAAGGAACAUGGGAAAAGCUACUAAAGAUGGUGUUCUUGGUACUGCAAGUGCUCCUAUUCAUAUGGUAGCUUCAGAAGGGGGGCAUUUCAAAGAGCAGUUGUGGCGUACGAUUCGCACUAUUGCACUUGCCUUUCUCCUGAUAUCUGGUGUAGGAGCACUCAUUGAGGAUAGAGGAAUUAGUAAAGGACUUGGUCUGCAUGAAGAAGUGCAACCUAGCAUGGAAUCUAACACAAAAUUCAAUGAUGUAAAAGGUGUUGAUGAGGCAAAGUCAGAGCUAGAAGAAAUUGUUCACUAUCUUCGAGAUCCUAAGCGCUUCACUCGUCUAGGGGGCAAGCUUCCAAAAGGUGUUUUGCUUGUUGGUCCACCUGGAACUGGCAAAACAAUGUUAGCUAGAGCUAUUGCUGGAGAAGCUGGGGUACCUUUCUUCUCAUGCAGUGGCAGUGAGUUUGAAGAGAUGUUUGUUGGUGUUGGAGCCCGGAGGGUGAGGGAUCUUUUUGCGGCUGCAAAGAAGCGAUCACCUUGUAUAAUAUUCAUUGAUGAAAUAGAUGCCAUAGGAGGAAGCCGCAACCCAAAGGACCAACAGUACAUGAAAAUGACUUUGAAUCAGUUGCUUGUUGAGCUAGAUGGCUUCAAACAGAAUGAAGGAAUUAUUGUUAUAGCUGCUACCAAUUUCCCCGAAUCAUUAGACAAGGCAUUGGUGAGACCUGGACGGUUUGAUCGCCAUAUUGUCGUUCCUAAUCCGGAUGUUGAAGGACGAAGGCAGAUUAUGGAUUCCCACAUGUCAAAGGUUUUGAAGGCAGAUGAUGUUGAUUUGAUGAUUAUUGCUAGAGGGACUCCUGGAUUCUCUGGUGCUGAUUUGGCCAACUUGAUCAACAUUGCUGCUUUAAAGGCUGCCAUGGAUGGUGCUAAAGCAGUUAGCAUGGAGGAUCUGGAGUAUGCAAAGGACAAGAUUAUGAUGGGAAGUGAACGCAAGUCUGCUGUUAUAUCUGAUGAAUCACGAAAGCUGACCGCUUUCCAUGAGGGUGGCCAUGCCCUUGUGGCUAUCCAUACUGAUGGAGCUCUUCCAGUUCACAAGGCAACAAUAGUUCCUCGUGGGAUGUCUCUUGGCAUGGUUGCUCAAUUGCCUGACAAGGAUGAGACAAGCAUAUCUCGCAAGCAGAUGCUUGCCCGGCUUGAUGUUUGUAUGGGGGGGCGAGUAGCAGAAGAACUCAUCUUUGGAGAAAAUGAAGUUACUUCAGGUGCAUCUUCUGACCUUCAGCAAGCAACUACUCUUGCAAGAGCAAUGGUUACAAAGUAUGGUAUGAGCAAAGAAGUAGGGGUUGUCACUCACAAUUAUGAUGACAAUGGGAAGAGCAUGAGCACAGAAACUAGGCUUCUUAUUGAGAAAGAAGUGAAGUACUUCUUGGAAAGGGCUUACAACAAUGCAAAAACCAUUCUCACCACUCAUAGUAAGGAGCUUCAUGCACUUGCUAAUGCUUUGCUUGAGCAUGAGACUCUUUCAGGAAACCAAAUUAAGGCUCUGCUUGCCCAAGUUGAUUCUCCGCAGAAGCAACAGCAACCACAGAAAAUAAUUACGACACAGAGUACCUCACAGUCCAAUCCAGUGCCUCCUUCAACACCCAAUCCUGCUGCAUCUGCUGCUGCAGCAGCAGCGGCUGCAGCAGCUGCUGCUGCAACUGCUGCAGCUAAGACUAAGGGCAUUGCUCCUGUCGGAUCAUAGCAGUACACAGGUUGGUGAGACCCUUGCCAAGUGCCUAAUUAUCAGAUUCAAUGUGCAUAUAGUAAUACUUACCAGCCUACUGUGUUUGAGUACUGUGGACUGAAUGCUGUUCCAUGAGGUUUCAUUCAUGUAUCACCAUGAGGCAAAUUGACUGAAUACUAUAGAAGAAUUGAAUGGCAGUGAGUGUAGCAGUUAUAAUUAAGCUCAUUGAAAGAUAUUUAUUGUUUCUUUUUUCUUUUUCUUUUUCUUUUUAAUUUGUUUUUUGUUUUUAGUGUCAUUGCUCAUACAGGUGACAAUAAUGUUCAUCUUGAAUCGAGCCUCCCUUGAGACUAAUUUGUAGAGCACUUAAAUAAAGUUGUUCCUAUAUUGCCUUCCCUUUUCUGGUCAUAUUUGUAGUUGUUACCGGAUUCUGGGUUAGCGCCGAUGUAAUUCUCAAGAUGGCAUUAAAAUAUUUUGUGGCCUGAGUUGGAACUUAAAGGUAGAUUGUAUUCGGAAGAGCUUAUGUUGUCAAUGGUCUAUUAUCUGACAUCAAUUCCAUCAUAA